Messenger RNA from Maylandia zebra (zebra mbuna), 2795 nucleotides. The record is from RefSeq and is a predicted model, not a curated record. NCBI's taxonomy places the organism in Eukaryota, Metazoa, Chordata, Actinopteri, Cichliformes, Cichlidae.
AAGUGCUCCGGCAGUUAUUAAAUAGGGACUAGUUCAUGUUCACACUAAGAGUGCUCUACACGUUCGCACCUCGGAAAACGUUCGUCUUUUUACAAAUAAGAAAUAGCAAGGAGAAGCCUUGAGAGACAUAAGGCUUUAAAAGGAUCUUCAAUAAAAACAAGAAAGUCAAGCCUUGUGUGGAAGACCUCUUCUAUUUGUUCGCUAGCUGUCUAACCUCACAGGGUCACGUGUCGUGAGGGCAGCAUAAUCAGGGUUUCUUACCAUCACUGGCUCUGAACUUUGCAGUGAUAUACUCAUCUCCAGGGAACUUGGCUCUUUUCUUGUUGGCUGAUGCUCUGGGACAACCUGACAGACUGAGAGAAGCAGCUGAUGAGGAUCAAGAGCUCUUACAUUCUCACACAAGGCUGAAAUAGUGGACAUGGAUGAGAAGGGAGACACACACACACACACACACACCUUGAGCAACCCCUCACUUUUUCAGAUUUUGCCAGGGAAAUGGAAAAUAGGUUUUUAUUUAAAUGUACAAACAUACAUGAAAAUACAGCAAAAAUAGAAUUUGUACAUUUCAAAUGAGCUUUAUUGUAAAUAUUUUGCAUGGCCACCUUUAUUAUUUGUCAAAGAACAAUUCAAAAAACCCUCAUGGAACUGAGUUCUUGGGGCUGGUUAACCUUAAAUUGUGGCCCACCAUUGGAUCCAGCCCUGGGUCCAUGGGGCCUGUUCGGGCACAGCACACAAAAAUAACAUAGUUUUGCCACCCUGUGGAUCCACCACCCAUGGGUGCAAGCACUGUGGUUGGGUGCAAUGUUUCUCUAUAGAGACUUCAGUGCCCACAAUGUUAUUGGAAAUCUGUGCAGUGAGUGAGUGAGUGAGUGAGUCCCAUCCCAGGGGAGGGUGGGGUAAAUAAAGUCAUAAUGGGCCAUGUUCAGGACCAAUUCGGAGGAAUCCAGCUCAUCUGUACCUGUCACGGCAGUGGGACCAGGGGUGUUGUGAAGCAGUAGAGCAGUAUCAGAGCACCAAAAGGGCUGUGGCUUUGACAAUUGUAGAAUCAUGGGUGUGAGCACCAUGUUUGGAUGAGAUUCACCCUCGCAUCUCAACAUUGACACUGACAUUGUGGGGCUGUCAAAUUUAACAAACAAAUGUAACAAAUCUAAGCAUGUUUUCAGCAGGUGUUGGAUUCAACCCCUUGUCUCUAACAUUCUUGAUUUAUAUUGACAGGAUUGCAAGGCAUUUCCAGGUUGAGAAGGGUGUGGAAGAGUAGAGCGCAAUCUUCAGCAUGCACUGGUGCAGUUUGCAACACAGUGUGAAAUGUCUGGGAUGAGAGUCAGCACACCCAAGAGUCUGAGGCCAUGGUUCUUUGCCAGAAAAAGAGUGGAAUGGUCUCUCUGGGUCAGAGCUGCCCUGGGCUUAUCCGUGGCCUUCAUCUUAAAAUUCAGAGACAACAUGUUCCAUGUGCUGACUGGCCAGUUCACUACUGUUCUGGUCACAGGCCUCUCCCUCUUCCUCUUUGACUUCCACCCUUCGCUGGACUUCUUCCUCCAGGCACCCACGGUCCUGCUGGCCAUCUUUAUCUACAAUGCCAGCUGGCCCAAGGACCUGGAAUAUAGCCUGCAGCGGGAGAAACUACGGGUCAUCAACGGGGAGGUGUUUGAGAGGUCAAGAGGGGACAGUGAGGAGCUCGAUCUCCUGACAAAGGUAAAUGCAGACAGUGUUUCUGAUGAAGAGUCCUUGUAGUAAUGACAGAGCUCACUCCCAAGUAUCCAGAGGAUACUCUGCAUCUUUCCUGCUGCUGAUAUCGAACUGGACAAUUGACUGGAUGGAACAUGGUCACAGAUUGUCUGUGAAAGCAUUUAUUUGAACAGUGAUAAGCAGGUAAACGGUGAAAGAUACUGUUGAUAGAUUAUAUGAUAGACUCCUAGAAUUAAAAACAAAGUGUUUAAUAACAGAAUUAGCGAAAUGUGUAUAUUUUGGAAACGUGCCUGUCUGUGGAUGACUGCUGUCAUUCAUAUGGGGGAAAGUACCAGCAACGCUGUUUGUUGGAAAAUAAGUGAUACUUUUGGAUUCAUUAUGGAUUCCUUUUAUGGACAGUGUAUUUCUUUACAUGAUUCCUGUUGUACAUGCUGCUAUUUGACUGCUUGCUGGUGCUGGACGUCUAAGGACCAGAAACUGCAGUUUCAGGAUUGUUUUGAUAAUAGAUUUGUUUGAAAUUGUGGUGAUUUUGAAUCUUUAUCCACACUAUGAUGAAUUCAGUUUGUAUUGUACUGUGGAAGAGGCAGUUUAUUUUUUUUAUUUGUUUAUUUUCUGAGCCAGAAUAAGUGGUAUUGACAUAAUUGCCACUAAUGCCUGACUUUCUGUCAGCACCACAAACUCCCUGCCUCUCUUACUUGGGGCUUGAAUAUUUUCUUGUUAAACUGUAAAAUAACAUUGUCUAAAGAUUGUUGUUUGUGCCAUUAAAAUCCUCACGUGUAAAUGCAUUUUCUUGUAAAAUAAAUGGCAAGUUGUUUUACUUCUGUGCAAGUAAUGCAAUUUAAUACAAUCGCUGAUGUCUUGUCAUAAAUUUGUGCAUUUAUUUAAAUACUGAGGUUUUCUGGAGGAAGACCUAAAGGGUACUAGCUGCUCUAACUCCAUGUUUUUCUUCUAUUACUUUGCACAUGCUUGAUAGCUGUUUUAGCUCCCUAUCAGUUCCUUUAAGCCAACUCUUAGAUAUUUUACCCACCUGCUGAAUAACAGUGUUCCACACCCACUAACAUUAUACAGAUCCAAGAGAAAAGAGACUGUAACGCAGUCUGAUGUCUAAG